AUGUCAAUCACGAGCGAGGAGUUAAACUACCUUAUUUGGAGGUACCUCCAGGAGGCAGGCCACGAGGUCAGUGCAUUAGCAAUGCAGGAAGAGACCCGGGUGCUGGAAUUUGAUGAGAAGUAUAAAGAACAUAUACCGCUGGGGACGCUAGUGAAGCUAGUUCAGAAGGGAAUACUGUAUACUGAGAGUGAAUUCCUAGUGCAGUAUAAUGCGCAGUCGGAGGGGGCGGACGCGGAACACUACGGCAAAGACUUCAACCUUGUACAAGCACUCGAGGUAGAUAAACAACGAUUUCCGGAGCUCGUUGCACAGGGGCGCUUUGCGCUUGCGCACGAGCGAGAAGAGCCCGAGGCGGAGCCCGAGGUUACACGGCUGGAGAGCGACGACUCAUUUAUUAAGACAUUGCAGUGUGUGCAGACGUUUCCGCCGGGUUACGUUUCGCAAUGGAAUCCGAAGCACGAAGGUGUAUUUGCGUACGGCGAAAGGGAUUCGCGGGCAGCGGUCGUUACGUACUCCGUUGCAGACGGUCUGUGGAACAUAAGUGAGACCGUGGUACUGCCGCAUGCCAACACGGGCCAGCAGAAUGAGGUCACGUGCCUGGAAUGGGCACCCGGCGGCCAGAGCCUCCUGACGGGGGUGGAAAGCGGCGAGCUCAGACUCUGGUCUGUCGAAGGCAAGCUCCAGAAUAUCCUGAGUUACCAUCGAGCCCCGAUUGUGUGCAUCAAGUGGAAUAGUGAUGAGACCCACGUGUUGACGUGCGAUGCAGACAAUAUGACAAUUGUAUGGAACGUACUUUCGGGGACGGCGGUACAGCACUUCAGCUUCAAGGAAGCUGGCACAGAAGAAUCAUUGGGCGUUGACGCAACCUGGAUUGACCAGGAUAAGUUUGCCAUUCCAGGCAUUCAGGGAAGCAUUCUUGUGUUCAACAUAGGCAUCAGCAAGCCAAUUGGGAAGCUGCGUGGCCAUAGUAAAACGCUCACCACCAUUGCCUAUAACGAACACAAUAAGCUGCUCCUGAGUGCUUCCGAUGACAAUACUCUUCGCGUAUGGCGAGGCGGAAACCUUAAUCCUUCGCAUGUGUUCUAUGGCCAUUCUCAGUCCAUCACGUCUGCUCACUGGGUCGACGACGACACGAUCAUCUCUACGUCUAUGGAUGGCUCUAUUCGCGUGUGGUCGCUGGCUUCGAACUCCACCGUCGCCUCCGCAACUGUUGAUGGGGUGCCCAAUUUUACUGGGGCUCUUUCGCCAGACCAGGGCAAGUUUGCCACGGGUACCUUAGAUGGUGAAGUGAUGGUAUACGACAUCCAGAAGCUUCUACAACAACUGAAUCACAAUGGAUAUCACGGGACUGCGAGGUCUGCGGAAGUCGCUCGUAUCCCGGUGGUAGGCGAUCAUCGAUCCGCAAGAGAAGGUAAUUAUGUAACGCAAAUUUCAUGGAGUCAGGAAAGCACUCAACUGAGUGUCUCAUAUUCUCUGGGAGAUAUAAAUAUACUAUCGGUGGACUGA
Molecule: messenger RNA, 1506 nt
Organism: Eremothecium gossypii ATCC 10895
Lineage: Eukaryota; Fungi; Ascomycota; Saccharomycetes; Saccharomycetales; Saccharomycetaceae
Gene: SIF2
Product: Sif2p
Exons: 1
Coding region: 1-1506 (501 amino acids)
Biological process (GO): regulation of transcription by RNA polymerase II
Cellular component (GO): Set3 complex
Molecular function (GO): transcription corepressor activity; protein binding
Source: RefSeq, marked provisional